AUGGAAACCUUUCAAAUAUACAGACAAAUCCACACUGGCAAGAAACCUUAUGAAUGUAAAGAAUGUGAAAAAGCAUUUAUGUGUUACUCAAACCUUAGUCGACAUCAGCGCAUUCACACUGGGGAGAGGCCUUAUAAAUGUACAGAGUGUGGCAAAGCCUUUAUUCAGAAGUCAUGUCUUACUGAUCACCAGAGAAUUCAUACUGGAGAGAAACCUUAUAAAUGUAAAGAAUGCAGAAAAGCCUUCAGUCGCUGCUCAACUCUUACUCAACACCAGCGAAUUCAUACUGGAGAGAAGCCUUAUAAAUGUAAAGAAUGUGGAAAAGCCUUCAGUUACUACUCAGCUCUUCAGGAACACCAGCGAAUUCAUUCUGGAGAGAAGCCUUAUAAAUGUAAAGAAUGUAGAAAAGCCUUCAGUCGCUGCUCAACUCUUACUCAACACCAGCGAAUUCAUACUGGAGAGAAGCCUUAUAAAUGCAAAGAUUGUGGAAAAGCCUUCAGUUACUACUCAGCUCUUACUCAACACCAGAGAAUUCAUACUGGGGAGAGGCCUUAUAAAUGUAAGGAUUGUGGCAAAGACUUUAGCAGGCACUCAGGUCUAACUUACCAUCAGAGAAUUCAUACUGGAGAGAAACCUUAGAAAUGUAAAGAAUGUGGAAAAGCCUUCAAAGCACUCACGUCUUACUCACCAUCAGAGAAUUCAUACUGUAGAGAAACCUUAGAAAUGUAA
Capra hircus (goat) is the source of this 729-nucleotide messenger RNA. Its product is annotated as zinc finger protein 345-like. The record is from RefSeq and is a predicted model, not a curated record. The transcript is spliced from 2 exons. Lineage: Eukaryota; Metazoa; Chordata; Mammalia; Artiodactyla; Bovidae. Gene Ontology annotation, biological process: regulation of transcription by RNA polymerase II. Gene Ontology annotation, molecular function: RNA polymerase II cis-regulatory region sequence-specific DNA binding; DNA-binding transcription factor activity, RNA polymerase II-specific.